Messenger RNA from Plodia interpunctella (Indianmeal moth), 1548 nucleotides. RefSeq lists its product as uncharacterized. Gene Ontology annotation, molecular function: serine-type endopeptidase activity. The transcript is spliced from 9 exons. NCBI's taxonomy places the organism in Eukaryota, Metazoa, Arthropoda, Insecta, Lepidoptera, Pyralidae. The record is from RefSeq and is a predicted model, not a curated record. Gene Ontology annotation, biological process: proteolysis. Bases 128 to 1378 code for a protein of 416 amino acids.
GUAGUUCCAAGGGGCAUAAAAUAAAAUUUUGACGUGUGUAGUUUUAUGAUAAAUUCAAUUACAUGGUACUGACUCUUACAUCGUUAUGUUUUCAAGGACUUAGUCGAAGGCAAAGCAAAGUAACUCGAUGAUAAACAAAAUUACCACAAAAAUUAUAAUUCUCCUGUAUUUAAAAAGAGCUUAUAGUGGAGUACUUAACGGAGCAUUCAUGCCCUCUGCUGGAAAGCCAUUUAUUGUGUACAUAAGCAGAGGUCUAAACAAUGAGUCUGAUGGUUUAAUUUGCGAAGGGGCUAUUAUCAAGCCGAAGUACAUUUUGACGACUGCGUCGUGUGUGGACACGACAAUAACCUUGCAUGUGGUGGCAGGGAUGCAGACCUUAGUGCUACCGAAACUGUGGGCCGGCCACCAGUGUAUAUCGAAGAGGAAGAAGAAAAUUGUUCGGAUCAGUAAGCCAAUAGAAUUCUACACCAAGAAAAAAAUAUUACGGACAUGGCAACCGCCAGACGUUGCUGUGGCGGAGGUCGACACCCCUUACGACUUUUUAGAUAUAACUUAUCGAUUUCACUGCGAUUAUAUCCCUAAACCUAUCCGUAUUAACUACGAAUAUAAGUACCAGAGCGAAAAUACCACAGCCUUUAUUUAUAAAUGGCCUGACGCCUUCACCACAAAUCAAUCGGUGGUGAUGCAUUAUGCGAAUAUUUCAAUCAUAUCUAAAGCGGAAUGUACCAAAUCAGUACAGCUAUCGAAAAAUAUUAUAUGCACGAAGUUUGACCAGUCACACGAUCUAAAUUUUGAUUUUUUUGAUACUGACGAAGCAAUUUCUCUUGACUCCAUCGAACAUAAAGGGAUUGGAAGUAAAAUGGUAAAUAAAAAAUAUGAUCUCAAUGAUUACAAUGAAAAUAGUAAACGAAACGAAAACGGCUUCUCUGACGACGAUUAUGACUUUACGCAUAUAAAUGGGCGACAGUUUGUACGCUCCGGGGAACCGUGUCAGCACUACCAUGGAGCACCGUUGACGACAUUCGAGGGUGGCGAAGAGAUCCUGAUAGGGGUAGGAGUUGGAGGGACUACUUCUGAUGAUGACGAGCGUUGCCAGGAGACCAACCAGUUCAUCAGCACUUAUAGCCUGUCGUUAUUCCUUAAAUGUGUGCUUAAAGAGUCUGACUUGUUGGUGUCGUAUCACAGGCUGUGUUUAGAACUUACGAAAGAAGGCUACUAUAUUGAAGAAAUCGACAAAAAUAUUAGUUCCAAAGUGCCAUCCAAAAAAAUAAGGAAAAAAAAUAUAUAUAGGGUCCGCGCCACGAAAGAAUUAACAAACUAUCAAUCAAACAAAAAACUGAUCGGCCACGUUGUUAACACUGGUGCGCCGAUUGUGUGAUGCCUACACACAAUCGCAUUGCAGUUUGCCGAACUUUGCGGAUUCAGUCACGAACAGUGACAUCUUGUGACGUCACAUUUUUAGCAUCAAAAAGCAUUCCUAAUAGAUUUUCAUUAGAACAAAAAAAAAGUAAAAGUAAAAUAAGUAAUUAAUAAAACAGUGAUAUUUAA